GGAUAUCCUGUUUUGUUGCUAUGCUUGACAGUGGGUAGCUAAGCAGGUAGUAAACGGUUUUUUCGGUUUUCGUAGUCUUUUGCGAGAUUACCAAGUUGAUUAAAAGCAAAAAUCAAGAGCUGGUCCGAUCGUUAAGCGCGACAGAUCACUGACAACAUGACUAAGCACGAAUUUGAGGUGGCGAUGACCUGUGAAGGAUGCUCCGGAGCCGUUACGAGAAUCCUCAACAAGCUUGGAGACGUGAAGUUUGAGAUUGACCUGCCAAGGAAGCUGGUUUGGAUCGAGUCCGACAAGGAUGUGGAUGUUCUCAUGGAGACGCUGAAGAAAUGCGGAAAGGAAGUCAAGUACAACGGCACUAAAUGAGGGCUUCUGUUUCAUCGGUUCAACAGGUGACACGAAAAUCAUACUGCUGUAAAGUGAAAACUUAAGCUCGACUUGAAGCCAAUUACCAGGAGGUGCCACGCCCCAUCGUCCCAUAUGCUUAAAAAAGAUCUCGGAUGCAUACGCUCUCAGAUUGAGCCCCACAUUUCAAGCAGAAAGUUUACAAAUAACUCUAGGGGAUGUUAUCGUGUUUUUACAUUUGGAAAAAGGAAAAAUGUCUCAUUUGUUGGUAUGACAUUCUUUUUAAAGAGAUGCUGUUUCUGAAAUCCUGUUCUUUGUACCCUUUGCUGUGAUUUCUGCUUCAUGCUUUGCACCUAAAUUGAAAGCCCCGGGACAUGCGCCCCCUGCAGUUUGGAGCAGCAAUUUCAGGUGGAGCUUAAACAAUGUUACUGUCUGUGGUAAAUAGACCCUUAAAACCUGCCAAAUAAUCAUGCUAAUGUUCCUUUAGAGCAGUUCAACUACAUUCCCUGUAUCCGUUUUAAAUAUAAUGAACUGCUUUUACAUUGAGUCAGUAUUAUUGACAGCAAGUCCCAUAUGUUUAAAGCUUCAUGGAUAAUGUGAUGUGGCAUAAAAACCACACCAUCUUUUCUCCUUUAAAGGACCACCAGCUGCUUCUUUGUUAUUUACAGUAAAAACACUACUCAUCACAUAGAUCAGGAUGAUCUUGAUUCUCUGACAGGCAUCUGUGUUUUUCUUGUAGUUUGCUCUGGGUUUUGUUACCACCUUCUGGGAUUCACAGUAUGUUUUAUCUAUGCACAAUGAAAAUAAAAUCACCUAUGUCUGAAA
Girardinichthys multiradiatus is the source of this 1167-nucleotide messenger RNA. It is a transcript of the gene atox1, whose product is annotated as antioxidant 1 copper chaperone. Gene Ontology annotation, molecular function: copper chaperone activity; metal ion binding. Gene Ontology annotation, biological process: copper ion transport. The record is from RefSeq and is a predicted model, not a curated record. The coding region runs from base 157 to 363 and encodes 68 amino acids. Gene Ontology annotation, cellular component: cytosol. The transcript is spliced from 4 exons. NCBI's taxonomy places the organism in Eukaryota, Metazoa, Chordata, Actinopteri, Cyprinodontiformes, Goodeidae.